Odobenus rosmarus divergens (Pacific walrus) is the source of this 976-nucleotide messenger RNA. It is a transcript of the gene HTATIP2, whose product is annotated as HIV-1 Tat interactive protein 2, 30kDa. The coding region runs from base 98 to 826 and encodes 242 amino acids. NCBI's taxonomy places the organism in Eukaryota, Metazoa, Chordata, Mammalia, Carnivora, Odobenidae. Gene Ontology annotation, cellular component: cytoplasm. The record is from RefSeq and is a predicted model, not a curated record. Gene Ontology annotation, biological process: import into nucleus. The transcript has 6 exons. Gene Ontology annotation, molecular function: oxidoreductase activity, acting on the aldehyde or oxo group of donors, NAD or NADP as acceptor; NAD binding.
GCAGCGCCGCAAAGGCACCGGAAGACACAAUCGGGAUAAGCAAGGGCCAUCCCUUAAACAUCCCAAGACCAGCCGCUAUCGAUGUUAUUUCUGCAGCAUGGCCGAGACUGAGGCGCUGCCGAAGCUUCGGGAAGACUUCAGGAUGCAGAAUAAAUCUGUCUUUAUUCUGGGCGCCAGCGGGGAAACCGGCAGAGUGCUCUUAAAAGAAAUCUUGGAACAGAGCCUGUUUUCCAAAGUCACGCUCAUUGGCCGGAGAAAGCUCACCUUCCAUGAGGAUGCUUAUAAAAAUGUGAACCAAGAAGUGGUGGACUUUGAAAAGUUGGAUGACUACGCUUCUGCCUUUCAAGGUCAUGAUGUUGGAUUUUGUUGCCUGGGUACCACCAGAAAAAAAGCCGGAGCGGAAGGAUUUGUUCGUGUUGAUCGAGAUUAUGUCCUCAAGUCUGCGGAACUGGCAAAAGCUGGAGGGUGCAAACAUUUUAACUUGCUGUCCUCUAAGGGAGCUGAUAAGUCAAGCAAUUUUUUAUAUCUGCAAGUUAAGGGAGAAGUGGAAGCUAGAGUUGAAGAAUUACAAUUUGAUCGUUACUCUGUGUUUAGGCCUGGAGUUCUACUGUGUGACAGGCAAGAAUCUCGCCCAGGGGAAUGGUUGGUUAGGAAAUUCUUUGGCUCCUUACCAGAAUCUUGGGCCAGCGGGCACUCUGUGCCAGUGACAACUGUGGUUAGGGCCAUGCUGAACAAUGCAGUGCGCCCAAGCGGCAAGAAGAUGGAACUGCUGGAUAAUAAGGCCAUCCAUGACCUGGGGAAAGCCGAUAGCUCUCGCACGCCAUGACCACGCUGGAGAAAUGCUUUCUACUGUAAAGCUCAACACCCGCCACCUCAUUGGUACUUUUCAGGGACCAAAAAAAGUCAGUGUGCUUCACAAGUCUCAGCUGCCCAGAUCCAAUCAAAAAUUACUGUGUUCUGCACCAGCAAUUCAGAG